CUAAGCCUGCUACAAAGCCAUUUCUUAUGCGUUUUAUAAUUUAUUAUUCAUACUAUUUUUAAACGGUUCUAAAGUUUCUUCGACAUAAUGUUCAAUUUUUAAUUCAUCUUCAUUCAAUAUCCUUUUCACAGGUUUCACAACCACCUAAUCUUAUUAUAUUUCUUCCACUUUUUAUUAAAAUUCCUCUUCAUUUUAUUCCUCUAUAACUUUAUUUUAAGCCUAAUCAGUAAAAUAUUAUUGCAAUAGUGAAAUUUCUUAAGGGUUAUCUAUUAAAAUACCCUCUUCUAAUUUUUAAACAUUAGGUAUAUUUAUAUUGAACUUAAAUUUUGUAUAAAUAUUUAAAUCAAUAAAUUUUGUCAUAGUAAUUUCAUACAAAGAAUAAUACCUAUAAAAACUACCCUUUAUAAAAUUCAAAAUAUUAUCUAAAUCAAUUUUUUAAAAUAUUGGUAUAUUGGCUUAAUGAGAUAUUUUUAUUUAAGAAUAUAAUGCCUCUUUUAAUAAAUUAUAAGAGUCGAUUUAUGUCAUUUUAUUUUCCAUUGAUUAAAUAAAUAUUUCAUAAGCCAA
Messenger RNA from Ichthyophthirius multifiliis, 564 nucleotides. RefSeq lists its product as hypothetical. The transcript has a single exon. The annotation marks the transcript as partial. The record is from RefSeq and is a predicted model, not a curated record. NCBI's taxonomy places the organism in Eukaryota, Ciliophora, Oligohymenophorea, Hymenostomatida.